AUGCCUGGGAAACCUUACCAUGGCGACGUCUGUGUGAACGAGUGUCCUAACUAUGGUAUCAUGUUAUCAGUCUCCUCGUGGCCGGGACACAGCCAAACUAGACACACUAGCCUCACUGCCGUCCUGGUACACAAAGACGGCACGUCGAUGGUGCAAAACACGAUGCGGCCGCGACAGCGGCGGCGCGGCUCCAGUGCGGCCCAGUUCGUCCGGCUUUCGGCGCUGGCCCUCAUCGUCUCGUGGACCGGCCUGCUCUUCUUCGUAUGGGCCACGCCGUCCCGGCGCGCAAGCGCCGAGCCCGUGCCGCUGGCCUCGGAGUUUCCGCUGCGUGAUGCCGCACGGCGCGCGCGCGAGGCUGCACGCAUCGCAGCGGCGGCCUCCGCGGAGCAGCGACAGUCGGCGCCGAGCGCGAAACACGACACCGAAGCACAACCGCUCGACGCCGUGGCGCCGCUCGCCGUGCACCAGGAGCGCGAUGGCUUCACGAUGGAGCGUGAUGAGCAGACGGGCCUCCUCGUGCCGACGUUCUGGGAGCCGCCGGUGGGCGUCGACGAGCUAGCGCACGUCGACGCCGUAAACGGCGAGCCGACGAUUUUCCUAAUGAUCGCUUCGUACCGAGACUGGCAGUGCCGGGACACGGCGGCUUCCGCGUUAGCGCGGGCGACGCACCCGAGGCGAGUCGUUGUCGCGGCGGUGCAGCAGAACCGGCCCGGGGAUGUGGGGUGUGCCGACCCACCCGUACCAUGCAGCGAGGACCCACACCAGCCCCUCUGCAAGUACAGCUCUCAAGUACGGGUCUACGCGAUGGACGCGAACGACGCGACAGGCCCGGUCUACGCGCGCCAUGUCGGCUACCGCAUGUACCGCGGCGAGGCCUUUGCGCUGCAGGUCGACGCGCAUUGUGUGUUUGUCAAUGGAUGGGACGUCGGGAUCAUCGACCAGUGGAAGCGGACGCGGAACGAGAUGGCUGUUUUGUCGACUUACUUGACCGACUUGGAAGGCAGCGUGUCGCCCUCUGGCGAUUCUUUGCGUAAGACCCGCCCUAUUAUGUGCAACAGCGAUUUCGAGGGCUCGCCGGGCUAUCUGCGGCAUGGCGCGCAGCCCGAGCGCGUUCCGGCCAUCCGCGACGUGCCGAUGCUCCAGCCGUACUGGGCCGCGGGCUUUUCUUUUGCCAGGGGCCACUUUGUACACCGCGUUCGGUACGAUUGCUGCCUACCGAUGGUCUUCAUGGGCGAGGAGAUCUCCAUUGGUGUGCGCGCAUGGACGCACGGCUAUGACAUGUACGCGCCGCAGGCUUCCGUUCUUUUCCACGAGUACGCACAGAAAUCGUCUAGAAGGCGUCACGUGCCCAAGUUCUGGGAGUCGAAGGGCGCACGCAGAGCUAACGGGCAAAAAAGCCUGAGGCGCCUGACUUCGCUCAUCAAAAUGGCCCCGCCGGAUAUGCCCGACGACUGGGACCGGACCAAGGCAUCGUUAUAUGGCCUUGGCACGGACAGACCGGUCGAUCUCUUCUACAAGCUCGCGCUGGUCGACGUGUCGCGGCGGUCGGCCGUGCCUCUGUGCCAGUUCGUCGACAGCGGCGACAUGCACCGGAUGCUGCACGACGCUCAUUUACGCGCCGACGGCCGCGGCAUCGAUUAUACCGGGGCCGCUCGCCAAUUAGAUGUGAUGAAGGUCAUUGACAAGCGGCUCUACGACCCAAUUUCAAACCAGCUCCGCAGGGCGGUAGAGCGCGGCGACAAGAAUUUGGCGCGUAACGCUCUUUCCGAGGCACAGCGCACCAAGCUCGAAAAGCACCACCCUGAACUCCGGGAGCUCGUCGAUGAAGCGCGACGACUCAAGGGUGCCCAGCGAUCCUGA
Molecule: messenger RNA, 1860 nt
Organism: Pelagomonas calceolata
Lineage: Eukaryota; Pelagophyceae; Pelagomonadales; Pelagomonadaceae
Source: the annotation of a GenBank genome assembly